This is a messenger RNA of Rasamsonia emersonii CBS 393.64, 1365 nucleotides long. RefSeq names its product Glycosyl transferase. The transcript has 5 exons. Gene Ontology annotation, biological process: protein N-linked glycosylation. The record is from RefSeq and is a predicted model, not a curated record. Gene Ontology annotation, cellular component: mannan polymerase complex. Lineage: Eukaryota; Fungi; Ascomycota; Eurotiomycetes; Eurotiales; Trichocomaceae. Gene Ontology annotation, molecular function: alpha-1,6-mannosyltransferase activity. The coding region runs from base 1 to 1365 and encodes 454 amino acids.
AUGUCCCUCGUCUCCCUCUUCCGACGCCGUUGGCAGCGCCUUGCAGUCGUCUCGAUCGUCUUCUGUGCCGUUUCUCUUUCCAUAUUAUCCACCCAAGAGGAGAGCAAACACGAUGACGAACCCUCCGAAUUGCAGAUGAAAUUCCCUUUGCUGUGGGAACAUGUACAUAUUUCCAAUGGCACUGGCGGAGCCUGGUAUAUACCACCCGAGUGGUUACCCGAAUCGCAACCGACGCCUGAAACAAUUGUAGAUGCAGCCCAACUCGCAUUCAAACUUGCCAACUCGACUACCCACCGAUCUAUCUCUCAUUCCGAGAUUCCCUUGAUUGUUCAUCAGACAUGGAAGAACACCGACAUCGACACGUGGCCAGAGACGAUAUGUGACAGUGUGGAGAAAUGGUUGGAUUUUGUCGUUGACACGCCUAUGGCGUAUUUCUUGUGGGACGACGAUGGCGUAUUCCAAUUUUUAGAGAAGUUUGAUCCCGGUUUCAUUGGGGAGUUUUCCUCUCUGCCAGCAAAUGUUGAGCGGUCAGAUGUUUUCCGCAUCCUGGUCUUGAAUUACAUUGGAGGCAUUUAUGGAGACGUCGACACUCAUCCACUACGGUCGCCGGCGACCUGGAUCGUGCCCUCAGACCUAAUGCCUUGGUAUGACCCUGAGACGGGUGCAUCCUACAAUUCCACUGGCCCAGUUAAGGCCGUAUUCGGUCUCGAAGCCGAUUGUCCUCCCGACAGCGACUCGUAUUGGCGAAUGGGCUAUACGCACCCAGUUCAGCUGACCCAAUGGGCACUGGCUGCAGCACCCGGUCAUCCUGUGCUAUCGCGAUUCAUGGAUAACCUGUCGCAUCGCCUGCAGGAGGUGGCAAGUCGCCAUGGGGGCAAUCUGACGUCCGCGUCCGCGUUCCGGGAGCUCCAGCGAUUAGAUCCCCUUGUUUUAACGGGUCCCGCUGCUCUCACCGUAUCAGCGAAGAGCUGGUUAGAGGAGAGUGCCGGAUUGCGAUGGAACGCUCUCACUGGAUUGCACGAUGGCGGAAAGAGCAAAUUAGUAGAUGAUGUUAUGAUUCUUCCUAUCACGGGAUUCAGUCCCGGUCGCGGUGUAUAUGGCAACAUGGGCUCCAAGCCCACCACCGAUCCCGAUGCGCGUUUAUUGCAUCAUGCGCAAGGAUCGUGGAAGUCGUUCAACUUGCGAGUGGAGUUUGGGAAGUUUUGUCGCACCUUUUUUGGUCUUUGCAAGGAUUGGUCCAAGAGAAGUCGAACUGCGCAGGCAACGCUCAAUGAAGAGGGGCACUCGGGAGAGGAUGAGGGUUCAUUUAUGAGCUUCACACUGUCUUCUACGAGGUGGGAUAUGUUGAGAGAAAAGGAAACUUGA